AUGGAGGACGACGAGGAGGAGGUCACCGCGAGCACGCUGCGGGGCAAGCCCCGGCCGCUGCCCCUCUCGGCGCUGUCCGCCUUCAGCUACGUGCCGCCGCGGCGCCUGGACCCCAAGGAGCACAGCUACUACUCCCGCCGGGGCCGGACGGGAAUCGUUUCCCUGUACGACUGCAUUUUUAAGAGGAACCCAGGCUACAAUCAGAAAUUGCACCGAGAUGACAGAGAGCAUGCAAAAAGCCUGGGACUUCACGUGAAUGAGGAGGAGCGCCAGCGGCCCGUGGGAGUGCUCAUGUCCUCGGUCUACGGGAGGCACAUACACCAGCCCGUGGAGCCCCUGAACCGGGACCACGGCCGUGCCAGCCACGUGAAGGCUGACUUCUACAGGAAGAAUGACAUCCCCAGCAUCAAGGCGCCCAGCUUUGGGCACAUUUCUCCAGCCUGACUCCCCCGCGGUGGCCUGGACCGUGGGGGGUAGCACAGAUGGGCUGCGCCUGGGCCUUCCGUCCCCCCUCCCACAGCUCCCAGGGAGCAGCCCUGAAGCCGCUUGCACCUGACAGUGGGUGGGGGGAUGGGCCCGGUAGCUCCUUUCCCCUCCUGAGGCUUGUGGGGAAGACCCUGGCCCAAGACCCUGUGAUGAACAUCUCAUGUGAUGCUUUCCACGUGUGAUCAUGUCAGCUGAAAUGAUGCUAGAGACUGAUCCACUGUGAGCACUUGAAUAAAAAGAAAACUUCCCACUU
Molecule: messenger RNA, 739 nt
Organism: Nyctereutes procyonoides (raccoon dog)
Lineage: Eukaryota; Metazoa; Chordata; Mammalia; Carnivora; Canidae
Gene: CFAP90
Product: cilia and flagella associated protein 90
Exons: 3
Coding region: 1-444 (147 amino acids)
Source: RefSeq, a predicted model, not a curated record